This is a messenger RNA of Cottoperca gobio, 2834 nucleotides long. It is a transcript of the gene twnk, whose product is annotated as twinkle mtDNA helicase. Gene Ontology annotation, biological process: mitochondrial DNA replication. The transcript is spliced from 7 exons. Gene Ontology annotation, cellular component: mitochondrion. NCBI's taxonomy places the organism in Eukaryota, Metazoa, Chordata, Actinopteri, Perciformes, Bovichtidae. Gene Ontology annotation, molecular function: ATP binding; single-stranded DNA binding; 5'-3' DNA helicase activity. The coding region runs from base 142 to 2298 and encodes 718 amino acids. The record is from RefSeq and is a predicted model, not a curated record.
UCGGUACCUUUGGCCGUAUGUUUUACACGGACUUGUUUUGAAAACGCACCGAAAAGCCCGGGUUGAACAUGGGGUUAGAGAAGCAUGGAGGAAAAUGAGGGCAUACAACAGAGCCAGUUCAAUGUCCUAACCAGAUAAAUAAUGUGGAGGAGCUUGCUACUGAGGGGCACCACCUGUCUCUUGCAGGUGGCAGCCCCAAGGUUUCACCAAAGACACUUUUCAUCCAUCUCCUGUGUGAGACUUUUUACUCAGAGGAUCCUUCACAGGCCUGCAUGCGGUGUAGAGCCUCUUGGUAAAGGCUAUUUCCUGGCACACAGCGGAACGAGGGCUUACAAAAAGGAUGCCAAGUGUACUGUAGAGAUUCCUGCGAGCCCCAUCACAAUCGCAGACAUCAAACAGUAUCUGCGCACCAAAGACAUUCUCUUCCACGAUGGUCACAGCUGCCUCCACAUCCCGAGCAUCUUUGUCAAUCCGUCCACCAGGAGGGACAUCUUCUCCUUAUUCAUUGACAAAACCACCGGUCAGUUUCUUUGUAAAGACACGCUGGUGGAAGGGAGCUGGGAGGAUCUCCAGGACUGCCUGGAGGUGAUGCUGAAGGAGGAGCAGGACUUCCUCAGCCCUCAUGUGCUGCUGGGAUACCCAGAGAGUGUGGAGGAGCAGGAGGACAGGGAGAGAGAGCUGAGGGAGGUGCAGAGGAUCUGGUCCAGCUCUGUGCCCUUCACUGACCUCCCCGAGGACGAGGCACGGCUAAUUAAAACCAUGUUCCAGAUCACAAAGAUCUCUAAUGCAACGCUCAAGAAGUUUGGCGUGAGACUCUUGAAGCCUACUAAGAGUUUGGUUUUCCCUUGGUUUGGUGGACCUGACUCCUCCCUAAAGGGGUUCAAGCUUCUCUCAGCCCAAAGCACAAACACUGACAAAGUUACUUAUAAGGAAGCUACAGUCCCAAAGUGUAAUUCUUACUACAACCUGUUCGGCCUCCCCCUGGUGGGCCGUAUGGAUGCGGAGGUGGUGCUGACCGGACAUGAGCUGGACACUCUGGCUGUGAGCCAGGCCACAGGACUUCCUAGUGUGGCUCUUCCACGCGGGGUCAGCUGUCUUCCACCGAUCCUGCUGCCUUACUUGGAACAGUUCAAGCGAGUGACGCUGUGGCUGGGAGGCGACAUUCGCUCCUGGGAGGCAUCAAAGAUUUUCUCACGCAAGCUGGGUCUGAGGCGCUGCUCGCUGGUGCGGCCCGGGGAGAACCAGCCAUGUCCUGUGGAGGCCCUAGCCCAGGGGAAGAACUUCAGCCACAUCAUCAAGUCUUCAAUCCCAGCGGCCCAUAAAUCCAUAGUGUCCUUCAAGCAGCUCAGAGAGGAUGUGUACGGGGAGCUGGUGAACACAGAGCAGGUGGCUGGAGUGAAGUGGGCAAGGUUUACGGAGCUCAACAGGAUCCUGAAGGGACACCGUAAGGGGGAGCUGACUGUUUUCACAGGUCCCACUGGCAGUGGGAAGACCACGUUUAUCAGUGAGGUUGCUCUGGACCUUAGCAUGCAGGGCGUCAACACGUUAUGGGGCAGCUUUGAAAUCAACAACGUGCGUCUGGCGAAGGUCAUGCUGACACAGUUUGCCAUGCAGAGGCUGGAGGAAAACCUGGAGCAGUACGACUUCUGGGCAGACAAGUUUGAAGAGCUGCCACUCUACUUUAUGACUUUCCACGGGCAGCAGAACAUCAAGACAGUGCUGGAAACAAUGCAACAUGCUGUCUACCUGUAUGAUAUCAACCAUGUCAUCAUCGACAACCUGCAGUUCAUGAUGGGUCAGGAAAGCCUCUCAGUAGACAAGUUUGCAGUCCAGGACCACAUUAUCGGAGCAUUCAGGAAGUUUGCCACCAACAGCAGCUGCCACGUCACUCUGGUCAUUCACCCCAGGAAAGAGGAGGAUGACCGAGAACUGCAAACAGCAUCCAUCUUUGGUUCGGCAAAGGCCAGCCAAGAAGCCGACAACGUCCUGAUUCUGCAGGAGAAGAAGCUGGUGACGUGUCCCGGCCGCAGGUCCCUGCAGGUGACCAAGAACCGCUUCGACGGAGACGUGGGCAUCUUCCCUCUGGAAUUCAUCAAGUCUUCGCUCACUUUCGCAGCCCCCAUCAAAGGCAAGCACAAGCUGAGGAAGGUCGCCGGCAAGCUGGAAAACGAGGAGGUCGAGGGGAACGAGGUUGCGGUGAAGAAGGAAGAGGUUAAAAAAGAGAAAGUGGCCAAAACGACAAAGACUCCACGAACUGUUAAGAAUCCUGCAACCGAAAAAGAAAGCAUGAAGAACUAACAAUGUUAUAGUAUAAUUCAUAAGGCAGUAUGGAUCAUGUGGGUCAGUUUUACCACUUCUACAUUUACAUUUAAAUGUUAGAAUCCGAGGAUGUUAGACAGUUUUAUGUCCACAACACAGGGUUCAACUAAGCUGAACAUUAAGUAUGUUGGUGCAAUGCAAAAUUAGCUCUGAUUGUAAUUCACAAUGAAACGUAUAGUUAAUAACAAUACCGAAAAAUGUUGUAUAUGUCCUGAUGGAGCAAAGUAUAAAGUUAUGAACAGAAUGUGAAAUAAUGAGGGUAAAGUUUUGAUUAAGCUUUUCUAUGCAAGUACUACUGUAUACUAUAUUAAGACAGUUCUCUGUUGAAAGUGUUAAAAUACUGUUAAGUGUCCUUCAUUUUCAAAAACACAAGGUUUUCAUGGUAGAACACUAUCAUACUGUCUGCUUGGCAGGAUGAUACAAUCACUUGCACAUUACUAUAGUGUACUCUCUUGAUAUUCUGUACAAGGAUGAUUUAUUGAAUGAGCUACUUGUUUUAUAAAUAAAAUAAAAAU